AAAUACCCGAAAAAUCUCAAAAACCCCAAAGCCCAUAGUGUGCCAAUACCAAAAUGCAGCUAGUAGUAUAAACCUUAUCGUCUACUCUUAUCUCACAAGAACCAAACCCCUCUUUGUUCUCUCCACAGAGAACUUUGUUAUCUUUACACUUUUUUCAAUUCUUCACAGUUGAGUAGCGGAGUUGUUGUUGUUUGUUGGGCGCCAUGGAUUCUGAAGAAGCGACGUUUUCGCCUCCUGCUGUUUCUUCUUCUCCAGGUUCUUCUCCCAUCAACAAUUCUUCUUCUAAUCAUACUGAAACUGAAAAUGUCUCCAAAAUUAAUGUAGAAAUCAAUGAUUCCGAUAUUAAUAGUAAUAGCAAUAGUGAGGGUAAAAGCGCUAGUGAUGUAACUAUUGUGGGUGGUCAGCAAGAAUUGCCAAUUCCUGCUGACCCAGAUGAGGGAACCCUAGAAAAAACUAUUGGGGAAGAGAAGUUGGAUGAUUCCGUUGUGGGUUCUGCGGAAAUUGAGAAGCCUGUUUCUGAGGUUUCUAUGAGUGAGGGUGUUGAAAAUGUUGAGGCUUUAGGGGGAGAUGUUGGUGGUUCUGUUCCUGUUAUUGGGAAUAGUUUACCUGAUUCUACUGACUCUGAUGCUACCAAAUCACUGGGGACGGGAAUCGAGGGUUCGGAGGGUAAUACUGAAGAGUUUGACUCGGUUGAUAAGUUGAAUUCAAUUGAGCAGGUGAAAGAUAAUGGUGGUGAGGUUGCGGUUGGUGCAGGAUUGAAAGAGGGUGAGGAUAGGUCCACUCAGGAGGAGGUGAAGGAAACUGUGGAGGAUGAAAAGAUGGAACCGAAAGAGGGCGGGGAUAGGUCUAUCGAGGAGGAGGUGAAGGAGACUGUGGAGGAUGAAAAGAUAGAAUUGCAAGGGGGUGAGGAUAGGUCCAUUCAGGAGGAGGUGAAGGAGAUUGUGGAGGAUGAAAAGAAUGAAGCUUUAACUAGUGUUGCUUCAUCUAAUUUAAAGGAGGCUGAGGAACCUACCUCGGUCAUCGAAGAGAGUGCUAUUGCUUCAUCCAAUUUGAAAGAGUCUGAGGAACCUACCUCGGUCUUUGAAGAGGUUGCUAUUGCUUCAUCCAAUUUGAAGGAGGCCGAAGAACCUACCUCGGUCAUUGAAGAGAGAGCUAUACAUAGUGAUGAUGCCGAAAAACUCAAUAAGGUGGUUGUUGAACAACCGUCGGAAUCUUUGUUGGCUGAAACAGGUAGUAAGAAAUUUACUUCCGAAGGAGAUGCAGUUGUGGAUGCUAUUGAAGUCAAUGUCUCAGGGCCAGGGGUUGCUGUUGUUGGAGAUGUGGACGAGAGCAAGGAAGUGGAAGAACAUAUUGAAGGUACCCAUGAUGAAAAUGUGACAUCAGUAAAUGAUGUUGGUGAGACCAGACAACUUAUUGAAGAAGUGGCUAAAAUGACAGUUGAUGAAGUAGAUGCACAGAACCCUAAGCCUGUGGUGGAUGAUACUGUUGCAACUGCAGAAUCAAAGCCUGUGGAUAACAUUGUUGGUGCUGGAAAACUUGAUUCUGGAGUUGUUCAGACUGGUGAUGUGGUAGCUGUUACUGAGGAAAUUAAAGAAGCUGAUCCUGAAACUGUUAAUAAAAGUCUGGACACCAAGGAUGUUGAAGUGGAACCUGAGCAGGCAGUGUCUGGAACUAUAUAUGCCAAUGGUGACCAUUCCGGAGAAAGCGUCGAGCGAGAUGUAGUGGAAGUUGAAGUCUCUGGUCAAACAUCUGCUAUAUCAAGGUCAAUCACUGGCUCAGAGCAAGAAGGAGAAGCUAAAGAUCAUAUAGAUGAAGAAGCUAACCUUGAAGGCUCAGUUUCAGAUGGAGAGACAGAUGGUAUGAUUUUUGGAAGCUCUGAAGCUGCCAAACAGUUUAUGGAGGAGCUGGAAAGGGAAUCUGGUGGUGGCUCCUAUGCUGGUGCUGAGGUUUCUCAGGAUAUUGAUGGUCAGAUUGUCACCGACUCAGAUGAGGAGGCUGAUACUGAUGAAGAAGGAGAUGUGAAGGAGUUGUUUGAUUCAGCUGCCUUAGCUGCUCUUUUAAAAGCAGCAACAGGUGGUGAUUCUGAUGGUGGCAACAUAACAGUCACGUCUCAAGAUGGAUCAAGACUGUUCUCUGUUGAACGUCCUGCUGGUCUUGGGUCAUCACUCCGGUCACUGAGGCCAGCUCCCCGACCAAGCCAACCCAAUCUUUUUACUCAUUCCAAUCUCCAGAACAGUGGAGAAUCUGAGAACAACUUGAGUGAAGAAGAGAAGAAGAAACUGGACACACUACAGCAGAUCAGGGUCAAGUUUUUGAGGCUUAUUCACAGGUUGGGUCUAUCUUCUGAUGAGCCCAUAGCUGCACAAGUUUUGUACCGGAUGACACUUAUUGCACGAAGGCAAAACAGUCCACUUUUUAGCGUUGAGGCUGCCAAGAUGAAAGCUUUCCAGCUUGAAGCAGAGGGGAAAGAUGAUUUGGACUUCUCUGUGAAUAUCCUGGUUAUUGGCAAAUCUGGGGUGGGUAAGAGCGCUACCAUAAACUCUAUCUUUGGAGAGGAAAAAACAUCAAUUGAUGCCUUUGGACCUGCUACCACCAGUGUGAAAGAGAUCAGUGGUGUUGUAGAUGGUGUUAAGAUUCGGGUGUUUGAUACACCUGGCCUCAAGUCCUCUGCGAUGGAACAGGGUUUCAAUCGCAGUGUCUUGUCUUCAGUAAAGAAGUUGACUAAGAAGAAUCCCCCUGAUAUUUACCUCUAUGUCGAUCGGUUGGAUGCCCAAACUAGAGAUCUCAAUGAUCUUCCUAUGCUGAAGACUAUCACAAGUUGUCUUGGCCCUUCAAUAUGGCGAAGCGCCAUAGUCACCCUCACACAUGGAGCUUCUGCACCUCCAGAUGGACCUUCUGGAUCCCCUUUAAGUUAUGAGGUGUUUGUUACUCAAAGAUCUCAUGUUGUUCAGCAGUCCAUCGGGCAAGCAGUAGGCGAUUUACGAAUGAUGAGUCCAAGUCUGAUGAAUCCCGUCUCUCUGGUAGAAAAUCAUCCAUCUUGCAGGAGGAAUAGGGAUGGACAUAAGAUACUACCUAAUGGCCAGAGCUGGAGGCCUCAAUUACUACUAUUAAGCUACUCAAUGAAGAUCUUAUCUGAAGCAAGUGCACUUUCAAAGCCUGAAGAUCCAUUUGAUCACCGUAAGCUCUUUGGUUUCCGCACACGCUCACCACCUCUUCCCUACAUGCUUUCUUCAAUGUUGCAGUCACGUGCGCAUCCAAAGCUUUCUGCUGAGCAGGGUGGUGACAACGGUGAUUCAGACAUUGACUUAGAUGAUUUGUCAGACUCUGACCAAGAAGAAGAAGAUGAGUAUGACCAGCUUCCUCCCUUCAAGCCUCUUCGGAAGGCUCAGCUUGCUAAGCUCAGCAAAGAACAGAGGAAGGCGUACUUUGAGGAGUAUGACUACAGGGUCAAGCUCCUUCAGAAGAAACAGUUGAGAGAAGAUUUAAAAAGAAUGAAAGAGAUGAAAAGUAAGGGAAAAGAGGCUGCAAUUGACAAUGGUUAUGCAGAGGAAGAAGCUGAUGCAGGUGCAGCAGCUCCCGUAGCAGUUCCCCUUCCUGACAUGGCCCUUCCACCUUCUUUUGAUAGUGAUAAUCCCGCCUAUAGGUACCGCUUCUUGGAGCCCACAUCACAGUUCCUUGCAAGGCCUGUUCUGGACACGCAUGGUUGGGAUCAUGAUUGUGGCUAUGAUGGUGUUAACGUGGAACAAAGUUUAGCCAUUGCCAGUCGUUUCCCUGCUGCAGUUACUGUGCAAAUCACCAAAGAUAAGAAGGAUUUCAGUAUCAAUUUGGACUCUUCGAUUGCUGCUAAGCACGGAGAAAAUGGAUCAACCAUGGCUGGCUUUGAUAUUCAAAGCAUAGGGAAGCAACUUGCCUAUAUUGUCCGAGGAGAAACCAAAUUCAAAAGCUUGAAGAAGAACAAGACUGCUUGCGGAAUUUCUGUUACAUUUCUAGGUGAAAAUAUGGUCACUGGACUUAAAGUUGAAGAUCAAAUCAUCUUAGGCAAGCAAUACGUUCUAGUUGGCAGUGCUGGCACUGUUCGAUCUCAGAGUGACACAGCUUAUGGGGCUAACUUUGAACUGCAGAGGAGGGAGGCAGAUUUCCCAAUCGGUCAGGUGCAAUCUACAUUGUCUAUGUCCGUCAUAAAGUGGAGAGGUGAUUUGGCUCUAGGUUUCAACAGUAUGGCGCAAUUCGCUGUGGGACGCAAUUCGAAGGUAGCUGUUCGAGCAGGAAUCAAUAACAAGCUCAGUGGGCAAGUAACCGUGAGGACAAGCAGUUCAGACCAUCUCUCUCUUGCACUUACUGCUAUUAUUCCAACUGCAAUUGGCAUCUACAGGAAGCUUUGGCCGGAUGCUGGCGAGAAGUACUCAAUCUACUAAAUUUCAUUUCCAUAUCAGCAUUGCAUUUUUGGUUCAUUAGACCUUACAUGAUGACAUAUUGUCUUUGUCAGUUCAUUGAAUAAUGCUUCUGUUAAUUUCCCAUCUAUUUAGGAUUCCUACUGUUAUGAGUUAUAAGUCAAUUUUGAGUGAUUGAAUGUACUUUUUUGCCAGAUGAAAUGAAGAGGUUUGUGUUGCUUUAUAUGCUU
Solanum lycopersicum (tomato) is the source of this 4621-nucleotide messenger RNA. RefSeq names its product translocase of chloroplast 159, chloroplastic. The record is from RefSeq and is a predicted model, not a curated record. Gene Ontology annotation, molecular function: GTPase activity; GTP binding. Gene Ontology annotation, cellular component: chloroplast outer membrane. Gene Ontology annotation, biological process: protein targeting to chloroplast. NCBI's taxonomy places the organism in Eukaryota, Viridiplantae, Streptophyta, Magnoliopsida, Solanales, Solanaceae.